This is a messenger RNA of Ceratitis capitata (Mediterranean fruit fly), 2890 nucleotides long. It is a transcript of the gene spab, whose product is annotated as Prohormone-3. The transcript has 7 exons. Lineage: Eukaryota; Metazoa; Arthropoda; Insecta; Diptera; Tephritidae. The record is from RefSeq and is a predicted model, not a curated record. The coding region runs from base 377 to 1360 and encodes 327 amino acids.
GCGUACGUAUUCAGUUUGUUAAAUUGGGUUUGCGGAAAUUUUCACCAAGUAGGAGUUACAUAUAAAAGCGAAGUUUGGCGAAUGUAUCUACCGUCGGAAAAUGUAAAUCAAGCUUGACUUUCCCUGCAAAAACAUUGUAAUUAAAUGCAAAUAAAAGUUUUUGCCGCGAGCAGCAGACUGAUAUCGCAAUCGUAUUAAUUUCAGCUUCGGAUAAUUUGCAGUAGCCCAUAUGGUAGAGCCGCAGCGCAACCCGUGAACGCAGCCAAUAACCGCAUACGUUCAAAUUCACACUUACAGCACACAAACAUACAUUCAAAUACAGACAUACUCAACAACUACACACCUCGUACAAGGGAAACUACUUUAUUCCAACAUCAUGAAAUCCACUUUGAUUUGGUUAUUGCUAGCCGGUGUUGGUGCCGUGUUGCUGUUGGGUGACAGCGUCGACGCCUGGAAUCGACAGUUCUUCAAUCGCUACUCUCGCAACUGGUUACGGAGUAAUGCUGACGGUGCAGCCGGCGCAGGCGGUGGUGUUGGUUUUGGCGGAAACACAGGCGAAGCACAGCAAAUUGACGAUUUCAACGCAAUCUUCGGACUAAGUAACGAUAUGAGCCUGCACGGCAAUAGUGGCGUAGGCGUUGGCGGCGCAAAUAUCGGCAGAGUUGGCAAUAGAGGUGGCGGAGACAGCGGCGGCGGAACUGCAAGUGCAGCAGGCAUUGGUUUUCCGGCCUUCGGUGGUGGCUACGAUGUGGACACAGGCGGUUUCGGUGGUGGUCAACAGCAGCCGGAAAUAUAUGGCAUCGUGGAACCACUAAUAGAGGAUACACCUUGCGUAGAUCGCGCAUGUCAAGUCAAUGAUGAUUGCUGUCCUACAGGUGUCUGCGUCAAUACCUAUGGCGAAGGUAAAUGUAUUUACGUUUAUGGUCGUAAACGCGAUCUUUGCCAUCGCAAUACGGACUGUGAGCUGGGCAUGUCAUGCUUGAAAAGCGCAGCUGGUAAUCUGAUGUGUCAACCGAGUGCAUCUACGACUCAUCUAUUGAAUGGCAUCGGUGGUGGUGGCGAUGUUGGCAUUGGUGGUGUAUCUAGUGUCGGCAAUAACGCUGUUGGCGCAAAUAUUGUAACUGCUCCCAAGAUGUCGUUGAAUGUAAAGCAAUUUGGCGAGGAUUGUGCAACAUCUAGCGACUGUAAUGUGGCCAAUGGCCUAUGCUGUCGACUACAACGGGCUCACCAUCGCAUGCGUCCACGCAAAUUAUGCGCUUACUUCCGGGAUCCUUUCAUGUGCAUCGACAUAAUGCCGUCGGAAGAUGAGGAAGUACGCGAUUCGCGCUUCCUAUCCGCUUUCAGUCAGCGGCGCAUGUAAUGAGGCAGUGAAAGUUAAACGUGAAGGGGAAAGAAGGAAGUACCAUACAAACGAAGACAUACAUACUUACAAAUCAACAGUUCUUUAACAAAUAUAUACAAGCAAUCAAUACAAGCAAGCACAUACACAUACAUACGUUUACACAAGCAUACAGAGGAAACGCAGCGGCAAGUAAAUGGAAGAGAAAUGUUGAAUAAAUAAAGGCAAUGAAGAAACAAUCAUGUUGAAUAAUUACGAUUUUGAAAGCAAAGAAUAAAAGUAAAAUUAAAAAUAAUAAUAAGUGAAUUACACAAAAAUAUAAGAUCAAAGCUACAUAUCAAGCAAAGUUAAACUUUAUAUUUAAGAAAACUAAAAAAACAAACGGCACAAACUAAUGUCAAAUAAAUUUAAUCUAAAACAAUAAAAAACAUAUCAUUUACUUCGAGCAUUGCGAACAGGAAAAUUUGAUGACAAAGUUUGAAUUAUACAUUUAGUGUUACUAAGACCCACACAAACAUAACCAAAGAAUUAUAAAUGUAUUAAAAAUGUAUUAUUACACAGAGUACACUCAGAGUAUAUGUGCAAACAUACAUAUACAUUCAAAAGUUUAUUAAAUAUACAUACAUACAAAUGAACUUAAAAACAUUUCCAAAAUUAAAUGUUAUUUGAAAUAUUAAAAAAAAAAACAAAUUAACGGCAAAAAUAUAUGAUUAGAAAUAAAUAAAAAAAAAUUUUUGAAAAAUAAAAACUUAACAAAUAACAUACAUACAGACGUUUAAACGAAUUAAAAUAAUUUGCUAACACACAAGAGAAUUAACUAAACCAAAUUGUACUGGCUGAGGCAUAUAUUAUAAUUAACUUAUAUUAAAAUCAAUGUGUAUCAAAAUAUAUGUAUUAUAAUUACACAUAUAUGUAUGUUUAAGAAACUACUUUUAAGUGCAUUCAAAAGAAUUAUUGAACCAAAGAGAAAAUAUAAUUAUAAGCAUGCAAAUUAAAAAUUUUAAUUGUAAAAAAUAAACAACAAAAAAAAAUAAGGAAAAAAGAUUGAACGAACCAAUGCAUAUCCCCCAAUGAGUCCACCAAUAAUUUAUGUAUGUAUAUCUGAAUGUGUUAACAUUAACAAAUUGGAUAUAAUGAAAUCAAAAAAAAAAAUGGAUAUUUAAAAAAAUACAGUUGUCUUGCAUUUCUUUGAGUAAACAAAUGUCAUUUCCAUAAUUUAAGUGUACAUUUUGAAAUUGUUGUAUGAAAAUUUGAAAAAUUAUAUUACAAACUUAUAUACGAGUACAUAUAUUGUAGGUCAUAAUUUUCUCAUACUAAUACAUAAUAAAAAUGUGUCAUUGUUUUUAGAUAUAUAUAUGUAUUUUACAAAACUAAACAAAAGCCAAAGAGAAGGAGAUCGAGUGCAGCAGAUGACUGUAGCAAGAGCAUUUGCUUAGCGAGCAUAUGAGAAUUGUUUUCAUUUGACAAAAUCCUAUUUUCCGAGCAAAAAUCUUUUCGAAAUAUGUAUUUAAAUAUAUAAAUUAAACACUAAUUAUAUGUGCAAUAAAGAAG